GGAGUGAGCGCCUGCGGGGGUUACCGAGCUGGAUGCUGAGGGGAUUCCCGUGCGGGAAGAAAGGCCUGGCGCUGUGGCGUCCCUUCUCCCCCGUGUUUGUACCCCGUCAGGGAGGGGGGGUGGGCCUGGUUACGCUCUGUGGACCUUUGAGGGGGUCCAACGCAAACGCCUGCAUAAGUAGGUGUUAGCUUGUUCUCGCCUUACGAAGUUGAACUCUAUUGUUGUACUUGGACGAGGGCGUAUAUCCUAGUAACUUGGAGCUGGAAUGGUCAAUCCAUCUGCCAGGCAGUCAUGUGCUCGGAGGGAAGGAAGGCUUUCGAAAUUGUGGUAUUGAAGCCCCCAGGAGGAGGUUCUAGUAAUCUCUUUGGGAGUACAGAAGAAGUUUCUUCUUCAAGCAGGCCACACCGGAUGGCAUCCAAUAUCUUUGGAGCAUCAGAAGAACCUCAAAACAUUCCAAAAAGAACAAACCCUCCAGGGGGAAAAGAAAGUGGUAUUUUUGAGGAUUCUAGUUCUGCUCAGCCUCGUCCACGCAUGAAUCCACCUGGUGGGAAGACAAGUGAUAUCUUUGGGUCUCCUGUAUCUACCAGUGUUGUGCGAGCACACCCAAAUAAGCCUAAGGAUCACAUUGUCUUGAAAGAAGAUGAAACACCAAAGAAGCUAGAAGCUACAGAAAAUAUCAAAUCACAGCUGGAAGAUGGAGGCGAGAAAAAAGAUCUGGGCAAAGAGGAGCGAUGCAAGGAGCCAGAACCCAAGAUAGACAAUCACGAGCCCCGAUUAGGGCCAAGACCACGGUCACACAACAAAGUUCUCAAUCCGCCAGGGGGGAAAUCCAGUAUUGCGUUCUAUUAGGGUCAACUGUUCACUUUCACUAACGGAGUCUGCACAGAAACUCUUGUCUGUGGUUGCGAGGUCAGUUUAUAGACUAUUGUUUGUGGAUAGAUUCUUAGGCAGAUGGAUGAGGGUUAUGCUAAAGUGUGUAGGAAGGAUAACCUGAUGAUUUGGGGAGGGAGGGCUGGGGAGGGAAAGGGUGCCCUGUGGAAGAUAUGAGUAUUGGCCUGCCUGGGUGGGUGGCAGAGGGGGACAUUAGUGUAACUUUGUGAAAGAUCAGUGCUACUUUGUGGUGAGUUUGUCGGACUGUUAGGUUCUUAGCUAGCUAGUGGCUCAGGACACUUGUGGAGUCAGGCUUAUCCAUACAGUCAACAUGUAAAACAUUGUGAAUGGGUAGGGACCUGGAGGUUGCAUCUGAAAGCACAGAAGGUAGGCUGUGCUUUCCUCUAGGCAAUACAAUGCAGCUUCACAGUGUGAGUUGACUUGCAGUCACUUUAAAAUGUAAGUACAUUCCACUGGAACAAGUAGUGCUACUGUGGUUUUGAAUGUCUUCAGUCUUUGGUUCUCUUUCUCCUUUCUUGCUUUGCAGCACAUGAUUGCUGAUGCAAGGACAAAACAUGCUGAAAGUUUCUUUUAUACUUGUAAACCAUCAUAUGUUAAUAAAUAUCAUGGGCUUCCCCUCCCCAGAGUAUUCAGGCCUUUCUAAUGCCUUCAGUAAUCUGCUGAUUACUAUGACUAGCUCUUGACAAGUGAUAAUAUCAAUCCAACAUACUGUUUCAUGUAGGUGCUUCUAGAAGACUUUUAUUUAAAGUAUCCUGGUUGAGUGCUUGCACGUUUUCUAGUAAAGAUGUGGGUGCAAACAAUAGCUUUAUGGUACUCUUUGAACACAAGCAACUUAAAGUGUACAAUUACCAUGGAGAAUAUUCUGAGGUGUCCAGCCAGCUAGCUUUGACCCAACCUGUAUAGAAAUGCCUUAGCUUCUGCAAAGGUUUUUACUUUGUACCCUGCGGAAACCAGGACUGUUCUGCUGUCUUCACCACAGUGCAUUUUUUUUGUUUGUCUGUGCUGACUCUGUUAGUGAAUUCUCUUGCCUUUGGUCAGCCUUAUGUUUGCCUUUGACUGCCUCGGAUUUUUGUUGGUAAGGUUGGGAGAACUACAUGGAUUCUCCUGAAACCACAGUUGUAGUUGUUUUGAGACAUGCUGUAGACUAUCCUAGUUGGAGAAACAAAGACUUUAGCAAUACAAACCUUUUGGUUGUGCUGGCUAUCUUAAAUCAUGUUUGGAAGACGUGCAUGUUUUGCACAAACAUUUGUUGGGGAGAGUAGCUCCCAUCAUUUGUUCUCUGAAUGGACUUUUUGAUCAUAUCCAGAGCUUUGAUAUAUGAAUGUUAACAUUAGGUGCUUACUGUUCAGUGUAUUUAAUAGUGACUUUUUAAAUUUGACAUACCGAAACAGGAGUUGUUCAGGUACACCAAAGAACAAGUGGCCUUAUCUGCAUAUAUCCGCUGCUGUUCUAGCCCAGGUUCCCGGGGAACUGCUGCUGUUCAGAGGGGACUAUCUCUGGGCCAGGUGCUAAAACACUCUGUGAUUAUAGGUCUUACCAGACUGCUCAGUUCAGUUGAUGUCAGAAGUGGGAUGACUGCAUGAAGACUUAGUUGCCUUUUCAAAUAGUGAAAGUGAAAUAUAUGGGGCAGUGCUAAGGGUAGAGAUAGCCAUGGAAAGUAGGGAUUUCAAUGCCUUUGUACCUUUUCAGAUAGGUUUGGAGCUUCCUGUUAUUUGGCCCCGAGGGAAACAAGACAGUGAUUCUAACUGUAACCCUGGAAUAAAUCUAUGUAACUUCCAAACAUCUUUUCCUAGCAGCUAUUCUUGAGUCUGUGCUGUCUAGCCUCUGGCUGAGUCUCAGACACAUCUAUCUGUUUCAAUUCCUUGUUCCAGUACUUGACAGGGUUUUAAAAGGCUACCAUGUGGAAAAGUCAACCAGAGGCUGCUUUCUGCAUUGAAGGGUCUGGUGUAAUUGAUGCUGUCUGUAAUACUGAGCUUAGACUUGGCAUCUUUCAGUACCUGAUGUGCAUUGGCUACAGUGCCUGUCUUUUAAACAGCAACUUCCAACUAGGCCUUAAAUUAGUUAAACUAUGUUCAUUUUCUUGCAUUUCUUUAUUUGGAAUCAAAACCAUGUUUUCAACUCAUCAAGUAAGAUUGAUAAGAGCAUUUCUCCGGGACAGAAGGGGAUUGGAAAUCAAAUGAUAAGUCAUGCAAUUGUCAAUAAACCUCUGUAUUUUGUUACUUCA
Harpia harpyja (harpy eagle) is the source of this 3115-nucleotide messenger RNA. It is a transcript of the gene JPT2, whose product is annotated as Jupiter microtubule associated homolog 2. Gene Ontology annotation, cellular component: nucleus. NCBI's taxonomy places the organism in Eukaryota, Metazoa, Chordata, Aves, Accipitriformes, Accipitridae. The transcript is spliced from 5 exons. The coding region runs from base 292 to 849 and encodes 185 amino acids. The record is from RefSeq and is a predicted model, not a curated record.